CGCUCGGGUUGGCUGAGGCGCGCGGGGGGGAAGCGGCCGAGGCUGCCACUGCCGCCGCCGCUGCCGCCGCUUCUGGUUGCCGAGAGGCCUCGCUUGAGCCCGUCAGGAGCUGAGCACAGCGGUUUCUCAGAUGCUGUGUGUGAAACAUUUGCUGUGGGCCUGAAGAAAGCUGCAAAUGACAUGGUGCUGAGUCUUCCAGAUGAGCUUUGGAAUGGCCAGCCAAGAAACAGAAGUUCAGAGAUUGAUCCUAGAUAGUGAUUCAAUGAUCGAAGGAAUAAGUGACCAGGUCCUGCUGGCAGUGGUGCUCAGCAUCACAUUCCUUGCUGCACUGGCAUACAUGCUUUUAAGAAAUGCCCACCCAGCUAUUCAUCCAGAAAACCAAGAGCUAGUGAGAGCAAUUAGACAACAAAUACAAUCAGAACAGCAGCAUGUACUUGAAGACAGACAACGUUUCUAUACUGAUAUGUCAUGCCCAGUGUGUUUACAACAGGCUACAUUUCCCAUUGAAACAAACUGUGGACAUCUUUUUUGUGGUUCCUGCAUUAUUGCAUACUGGAGGUGUGGUCCAUGGGGAGGUGCAAUACAUUGCCCUAUCUGCAGGCAAACGGUAACUUUAUUUUUACCACUCUUCAAUGAAGAACAAGAGGAUGCAGUGCAGGUUCUUCAGGCUGUCAACGAUUACAACAGGAGAUUCUCAGGACAGCCAAGAUCGAUUAUGGAAAGGAUUAUGGAUUUGCCCACGUUAUUGCGCCAUGCGUUCAGAGAAAUGUUUUCCGUUGGCGGUCUCUUCUGGAUGUUCCGCAUCCGAAUAUUCCUCUGCCUCAUGGGAGCUUUGUUGUACCUGGCAUCCCCCCUGGAUUUUCUCCCCGAAGCCCUGUUUGGAAUUUUGGGGUUUUUAGAUGAUUUCUUUGUGGUGUUUCUGCUUCUCAUCUAUAUAUCUAUAAUGUACCGAGAGGUUGUGACACAGAGACUGAACAGAUGAAGGCGAAUGUCAGUGACCAACAUUCAGGAGCACUAAGGGGGGUGCUUAACUAAAUGAGCCACUAUGAAAUAAUCAUCUUGACACAUUUUCAGUUUCUGCUAUUAAAUAGCUUCUAGCCAAACAUCUUAUGUAAGCAUGAAAAUUGUCAUAAUGGUGAUAGCGAACUGGAUUUUCAGUGUUUGUUAUAUAAAAGAGAUCUGAUUCAAUAUGUAAUAGACUGCUUACAUAUGUUUACAGUGGAUGAGUAAUUGUACGUUAUUCAAGGUACCACCAAUUAUAAGGGAAUUUCUUUUUGAAUGUUUAACAAAACAAAACAAAAAGUAUUCGGUUUAGCUGGACAUGUAUUUAAGGCACUACUCAAUGUACAGUUUUUUAAUUCAAUGUACAGUUUCAAAGACUGCUUAAUGUCUCAUUGCGGGUGCUGAAGUGGGAGGGAAUUGUUGGUUUUUUAAAUAACCUAGUUUAGCAUCUCUGCCUAUGCAGUAAGUGCUCAAGCUUGGGCAGCAGCAUACUAUUGCACAAACAUUCUAAGUACAGUAUUGCUUUAGCUGCAAUUACAUACAUCUCUCCAUAUAACAUUUGUACCUUGCAACAUUUGUACACUUGUCCAUGCCAUGAUUAAUGAUGGUAUGUGUUACAGAUAAUUGCUAUUUACAUUGCAGGUUCAACACGAUGGCUUGGAUAAAAUAGAAGACAGCCCAUCUCAAGAGGGGAAUAUAUAGUAUAGUAUAAUGUAAUCUUAACUAAACCUUUGAACUUGAAUCAAAACUAGGCUCCCUGAUCAUGUGAAAUGCUAAGUGCUAGUGAUUAGCUGAAAUCUAAAACUGAAUGUUAUACUUGAAAUAACUUCUCGUAAUGGGGACUAUCACUGUCUAGUAGAUAUAAUUAUAUGCGUGCUUGCUUAGAAGUAAUCCUUAUUAAACACACUGGGACUUGCUUCCAAUUAAGCAUGCAUAGAAUUGGGGUGCAUACCUUCUAAGCUUGCACCACAUGGUGUCCAUGAAAUGCUAUGAAACACCUUGUUUGAGAUGCUUACCCUCCAUCAAAUUUAAAUGGUUCUUGAGGCAGGAGAGAAGUGUUGAACAGGUGCAAAAGCACUCUAGAUGCUAUUGCACUUGGGCAUGCACUGAUCUGUGAACCACUUGCCCCCUUACGUCUUGGACAUACAAAGAACUUUGGCACUGGUGCUUUGAACAGCCCAGGAAGAGGAGAGAUAGCAUCCUUUUAUUUAUAUACCUAUGUACAAGAUUUACAAAACACCCCCCAAAAUGCACAGAUUAGAUGCAGGGACUUGAGGCCACUGUGCCUGGAAUGCUCCUUAUCACGAAGUCACAGCCUUGUUUGGCCAGUUCCUGCCUCAAAUAGUCAUCGGGAAGAGAGCGUUUUGGCAUCACUAGAGACAGAGCUCCUUAAGAGAGAAAGAUAUGGGAUCUUCUGGAGCAGCCUGUGGGAUCUCACCUGACUCCUCUCCAGUAUGAAUUUUCUACACCAGUGUUAACUAUGGUGAAGGUUUACAGCAACACUAAUAUUAACUAUAGUUAAUAUCAACCAAUGUUUUAUUUUAAGCAGCUUCACUCUCUGUUUUUUUCAUACUGGCAAAACCUGGCUGGUGUUAAGCAUGGUUGAAGUCAGUACCAAUGCAACUCAGCCAUAGCAGGGAAAUUCAUGCCAGAGGAGAGGAAUGUGAGACACCACAAUCUACUCCGAUCAUAUAACCAUGGUUAAGGGAGUGAGAGCAUUCUGCGCACUAGUCCUUUGACACUUUGCUUUGUUUAAGGCAGUAACUCCUUCAAUUUGAUGAAAUCCUUGCCAAAGAAAACUCAUCCCUCACUUACUUAACUGUACUUUUUUCUAUUAAAGUCCCUAAGUACUUGAAAAUAUAUUUGAUCCCCUUGUAUUCCAGACAAGAGCAUAUUUUGAAAUAUUUGUAUUGUCCAUGCAUCCAUUUCCUUGCAGGGUAUCUGAGAGACAUUGUAAGCAUAUGAACAUGUAUCAAAAUAUAAGAAAAGUGCAUUGAAAUAAUAACUUUUGUAGAGUGGGGAGGUUUCUCUCUAGUCUCAGUUUAAGAAUCUGUGCAUGAACAAGGCAAAGGUUCUCUUAAAAUGCAAAGGCGAUUUCAUUCUCACAAAUGUUAAUUGUUUCUAUGAACUUAGUCUUAAAUCUGCAAAAUCAUGGCUGGGGGAAAUGUUUGAAUGUAUUAAUUCUGUCUCGAGAUUUACAUUUGGUUUGUUCUAUCUCUACUUGACAUGAAUGUUAAAAACAAGGGAAGGGAAGAGAGCGAGUUUAAAAAGAGAAAACACCUCCCAUCAGUUUUACUGUUUUUAAGGCUGCCUCUAGUUCCUUUCAAUACUUCUGCUUACUCUUGUCAUCACUAGUAUGUGAUAGUGAUGUGUUGCCUACCUCGGGUAUGAUGCCAGCCUGAUGCACUAAACAAAUCUUCCUUUAUUUUUGGUCAACCCAAACUCUAUGUAGAAGCUGGGGGAGAACAUAUGAAAGCACUACUGCACGUCAAGAAGUGUAGAGCCUAAAAUAAAGUAUAUAAGAAUAUAAGUGGGCUGUUUCAGUCUUUGAUGUUCCUCUAAAACAUCCAAAAACAGUUGCAAAAAGAGGUUGAGUCAAACCCUAGUACAUAUUGCCUUAUUUAUUUUCUGGUGGCUGAAUAGUCUUCUUAUGCAACCCAUUUUCGCUUUGAACAAAAACAGAUUUCAACUGAUAACGGUAACCACAGAGUUGUUUAGUAGCCUUAAUGCCCUGUUUGCUACCUGCGCUGAUAAUUCUCUUCAUUCAAGUCUGUAUCAUCAGUGCAAGUCCCUUUACGUAACUUUAGAAUGUCUUCCAAGUGGCUUUUGUGUGCCUUCCUUGUCUGUCACUGGUGCUGAUGUGAGAUGUGGGCUCGGUCCACAUCACACCUUGUCACCUGUCACUGUUCAGCACUCGAUUUCUGGAAUCUCUGCAAUCAUUCUUGCAACUCAUAAAAAUAAUACAAAUAUUUUUGUUAGCUAUCCCUGUUUGCAGCACUGAUACUAUGCACAGCCUUAGUUAUUGGAGGCUUAUGCCUCCUCAUCCACGCUCUUCAUGCACCAGUUCCCUAUAGGGUACCUUGUUUAUUUUUCUGCUCAGUUGUUUUAGCGUCAAAUGAUAAGGCUAUAUUUCUUAUUUUUAAAAACUGGAGAAAUCAACAUUUUAUAUUCUCAGUAUAUAAUUUUAAUAUGGAAUCAGUCAUAUGAUCCCUGCAUAAUCUCAAACACACACUGUCGCUGCCAACACAAAACUGUGGAGGAUAACAGGAAAUUUUUAUUUCCUAUUGUGCAUUCUUCUGCAUUGCUCUAGAGACGAUUUUCUUCCAAAAGGAAAUCUGCUUCCUAAUCCUUGAUGGAUAAUGUUUGAUGUGAGGCACGAACGAACUAAUGCUAUUUUACAGGAAUCAUUGCCCUUUUUGCCUGCAUAUUUUAAUAUGUCCCUCUGAAUCAUAUCUGGGGACCUACAUAGCAAUUUCAUUCAUUCCUAAUAGUAAUAAAAAUCCAUUAAUUUGGGGAGAAUAUUUCAGCUCAAAAGCCACAUGCAGUAUUACAAUCAGAUAAGAGAACUUUUCUGUUUUAUUGCAAGGCACUUCUCAUUCAGAGGAAAAGAUGGAUUUUUCCAGUAUUAGCUUUAAACAUUAUCUGGAAGAAUCACUAACCAGAAAUCCUAAAGUUUAGGAAUGAAUCCUGUAGAAAAUAAAUGAUUAAAGUCAUAACUAUAAAGAUUUGGACAAGAGAAAAAUACUCCAAACAGAAAUCUUGUCUUGUAUCUCUUUUUCUUCCAUUUCCCUGCUAAUUAAUGGUCUGUAUUAAUAAAGACACUAGUGGCUACAUAAUGCUUUUUGAUGCACACACACUCAAUUGCCCAAAACAACCUUAAGGCCACAUACUGAUUUAUUUGCUGCAAGUACUAUGUCAGUUGACUUUCAUAUGAGGAACAAUUAAUGACCAAAGUUGGUGUAAAAAGGCUGCCAGAGAUCUAUGCAGUUGUAGGCAGCAUGCUACCAUAGAUGUUUUACACAAAAUGUAAGCUGGCUCAUGUAUUUACUGAAAAUAAACCAUGUUUGAAAUAAGA
This is a messenger RNA of Podarcis muralis (Common wall lizard), 5077 nucleotides long. RefSeq names its product ring finger protein 170 (gene RNF170). NCBI's taxonomy places the organism in Eukaryota, Metazoa, Chordata, Lepidosauria, Squamata, Lacertidae. The record is from RefSeq and is a predicted model, not a curated record. Gene Ontology annotation, molecular function: ubiquitin protein ligase activity.